UAGGUGGUAAGCCAAGUACAGUUUGUACCCCUCCUUCCCUGCCCCAGGUCACCAUGAGGAUGGCUGCCCUGGGCCUCCGCUGGGCAGUUCUCCUGCUCCCUCUUUUGGUGUUUGGGGUGCCCACCGAGGAGCCCACCUCUGGGGAAGCCAUGGGCUCCAGUCCCCCUGGGCACUGUCGACGGUGCUGUGACUCUGAGGAUUCCUUGGCCCCUGCUGAUGCUGCAGAUGUGUCCUCGGUCUCCCCAUCUGCCCUCCUGUAUAUGCUACCUGAGGUCAGGCCCUACAUCAACAUCACCAUCCUGAAGGGUGACAAAGGGGACCGAGGCCUGGUGGGCACACCCGGAAAGCUGGGUAGGGAGGGAGCCCGGGGGGAGCGCGGCCCACAGGGCACCAAGGGUGCCAAGGGGCAGGUGGGCAGCCCCGGUGGCCCGUGUCAGACACGCUUCUCGGCCUUCUCAGUGGGCCGCAAAACGGCCCUGCACAGCAGCGAGGGCUUCCAGCCACUGCUCUUCGACACGGUCUUCGUGAACCUGGAUGGGCACUUUGACCUGGCUGCCGGCCACUUUGUUGCACCUCUCCGCGGCCUCUACUUCUUCAGCCUCAACGUGCACAGCUGGAACUUCAAGGAGACUUACGUGCACAUCGUGCACAACGAGGAGGCAGCCGUCAUCCUGUAUGCACAGCCCAGUGACCGCAGCAUCAUGCAGAGCCAGAGCGUGAUGCUGGCCCUGGCGCCCGGUGACCGCGUCUGGGCACGGCUCUUCAAGCGCGAGCGUGAGAAUGCCAUCUACAGUGAUGACGUGGACACCUACAUCACUUUCAGUGGCCACCUCAUCAAGCCCGAGGACGAUUAGUGCCUCCAGAGGGCGGCUGGGGUGCGGGAUGGCGGUGCGCAGGUCCUGUCCUCUGUAGAGUGAGCCCCCUGGGACUCGGCAUUCUGGGUCGGCUCCUCCUUUCCUUCCCCCCAUCACCCCUCCCAGUCUGUUUCUGCCUCUCUCCUCUCCUGGACAUAUUUUAAGAAGUCUUCUAACCUAAGUAUUCUAGAACUCUCCCAACCUUUCAGACCAGCACUUUUCAAACUUGAAUGUGUGUGCCAGUCACCUGGGGACUGUGCUGACAUGCAGAUUCUCAUUCGGCAGGCAUGGGGCCCCAGGAUUCUGUGUUUCUAAUGAGUUCCUGGGAGAUUCUGACAUGCUAAUCUAUGGACCCCACUUGAGUAACCAGAUUUUAGAACUUUCACAGCAUUCUAGUGUGUUCUGAGCAUUCUGGGAUCCUCCAAACAUUCCAGAAUCUUCCCAACAUCCUUGAACUCUGUCAUUCCUCUAAUGCUCCCCUUCUGCUCUCUUGCCCCUACCUCCUCCUCCUGGCCAUUGUCAGGCACUGAUAUCUGUCCCCAGGUGCUCUCUGCCCUCUGCAGGCCCUCUCGCUGGCCAAGUGCUCCUGGAUCUCCAGGCUUUGUUAAGGUGCUGAGGCCCUGGUGGGCUGCCCCCUCCCUGCAGAACCUCCUCUGGCUGCCUUUACAGAUGCUGCUGGGUAGUGGGCCAGGGCAGAAGGUACCAGGCUUUGGACCCCUCAGCAGCUCUGGGGAACUGAAGUGGGCAACAUUCCAGGUCAGGCAGUGGGACCCUCCUCUGAGCCAUGAUGCCAGGAGAGGCUCUGGGAGAGGCUGAGGCCAAGUAAGGGGCAUCAGGCCCUCUGUCCUUUCUCCCUCACCCAGGGUGGGGCAGCCUGGUGGCCCCAAGCCUUCUGCUCCCCCAACUCCAGGUGGCCUGAACCUCUCCCCAGAGGGACAUGGCCUCCGCCCAUUGGUGCUUAUGCAGCUUCCGGGGCAGUCUCUGGUGCCCACUCUGAGGUGGCCCCGGUGGUGGUCUCUGGUGCUCACUCCUAGCCAAGGGAGCCGCGGCUGUGUGGCUGGGUAAUGACAGCAGGGCCUGACCCAAUGUCGUGAAGGCUGGUGCUGUCUAACCACCCCCAGCCCAGCUCUGCCCCUGCCCUGCUUGUCCAGUGUGAUUAAAGGUUGUGUGUCU
Messenger RNA from Manis javanica (Malayan pangolin), 2027 nucleotides. The record is from RefSeq and is a predicted model, not a curated record. Lineage: Eukaryota; Metazoa; Chordata; Mammalia; Pholidota; Manidae.